GGUCUGAGCAACACUUGUAUUCGUCUGUUGUCGGACUUCGUGUGUAAAAUGUCUUCUGGAUUUUGUGUGAGAGUGCUUGUGCUUUUGCUGUUGACUUUUGGCCAGCAUGCCGAAGCACUCAGCUACAGAAGUGGAGGCUCCAAAGAAGUUAAACCUUACUUUGGUUUUCAAAGCCUCAAACCUGCUUCAUCUGAGAACCUGAAGCCAGCUACCGCACCCAGUGCAGGCGGCGAUCGUGGUUCUUAUGGUAGGCAAGUAGAUGGAUACAGUCCAGAAGGAAGUGUUUCUAGUUACAGGCCUGGCCCCCCGAUCAUUCAGAAACCCAGACAACAAACCCAGCAGCCACUUCAAACUAACUCCAAUGCAGGAGUCCUCCUGACAAAAGCUGAAAUUCCAAAGACUGAAGACCCUAUGUCGGGUAUCGCGUCAAGUUAUGGUAUUUUGAUGUAUGCUUCACCCCAAUCUGAGUCCACUUGGCAGCCCAAGCCCCCGCAGCAGUCUUACCAAAAGAAGUCCCAGCAGCCCUCCUACCCAUUCAAGCCCCAGGAACCUGCCAGCAUGGUGAGGCCCCAGCAACUCUCCUCCCCAGACUACCUAUCCAAGCCCCAAGGGGUUUCUUCUGGCCCUAAACCCACCGACUCAAACCCAAAACUGAAUCUUAAUCCAAGAAGUUCAAUGGCAUCCCCAGACCAUCCUAGGUGGCAGCAGCACCUAAUGCCUGUGCCCGUGCCCAACAGAUCCCCUUAACCUUCAGGAAUCCUAACGUGAGUUGGUUUAACUUAAUGUUGUAAGACAUUAGCAUGUUUAGACAAUGGUCAUUGUUAUG
This is a messenger RNA of Etheostoma cragini (Arkansas darter), 826 nucleotides long. RefSeq lists its product as uncharacterized. NCBI's taxonomy places the organism in Eukaryota, Metazoa, Chordata, Actinopteri, Perciformes, Percidae. The record is from RefSeq and is a predicted model, not a curated record. The coding region runs from base 49 to 747 and encodes 232 amino acids. The transcript is spliced from 4 exons.